Molecule: messenger RNA, 2099 nt
Organism: Episyrphus balteatus (marmalade hoverfly)
Lineage: Eukaryota; Metazoa; Arthropoda; Insecta; Diptera; Syrphidae
Exons: 2
Coding region: 202-1950 (582 amino acids)
Source: RefSeq, a predicted model, not a curated record
UGUGAAUUCAAUUAAAUGAUAUGCCAUUAAUAAAUGGAGAGAAUUAAUUACAUAUUAAAAUCAAAUAUAAAUACAUUAAAGAACAGAAGCAACUUAAAUAAGUCGUCAGUUAGUUUGGAACUAUCCCACCCCGAAGUUCUAGUUUUCUUCUUCGAAACUAUUGGAAGAAGAAUCAAAUUUUUGAAAACUUGGAUUUAAGCGAUGAAUACAAAAAUCAUCAGUAUUUUUUGUUUGAUGUUAGUUCUCAUUGCUGAAAUAUUUGGAGCUGAUAAGAAAAUCGAUUCAAAACUGUUAAGUUUUAUCAAAACUCUAAACAAAGUAGAUCGAUUUGAAAGCGUUUUUCUUUUAAAAACCUUUCAAGGCAAUUCCUUCAUUGAAGACAAACUCUUACGAAAAAUUUCAUCUUCACUAAGUGUCCCAGUGAUCCUGUCUACUGAAACUUCUCCCUCAUUUUAUUUGAAAGGAUUAUUUAAUGAAAACUUUCUCAUCAUAGUGGAAUUUGAUUUCAGCAAUUUAUUUCUUCAGCGAUUAUUGGAAUAUCUUCAACAUCUUCGAUUUUGUAAAAUAAUGUUUGUACUGAAGAAUUCUUCAAAAAAUGAAGUUGAACUGAAGAAAUUAUUCAAUUUCUGUUGGCAAAAUGACAUGAUAAAUGUAAUAGCAGUUUUUCGAGACUUUUUAACUUCUUUCACUUACUACACUUAUUACAAAUUUGGAGAAAUAAAAAUUGAAGAAAUCAAAUGGAACAAAAAAGAUUCUUCAAGUAGGAUUUUUCCACACCGAAUGAAAGAUCUUCGUGGUGUUACUUUGCCAAUUCUUUUCGGAGGACCUCAACCAGGUGUGAUCAUUUCCAAAAAUGCAAAUGGCGAAACAAUAAUUGGAGGCUAUGUGGGAAAUAUGUUUAAUGGAUUUGCCAAGAAACACAAUGCAAGAUUGAAUACAUCAAAUGUUAACACUUUACUAUCACCCCAAGAUAUGUAUCGACUCGUGGUAAAUAGAACUCUUGAGAUAAUGGGUGCUUUUCCUUUACGUACACGUCCUGGUAAUAGUUUUUCAUACCCGUUCAUCGCUUAUGAUUGGUGUGUUAUGGUACCAAUAGAGCCGAAAAUUCCCAUUUUUAAGGUGUAUGGUAUUAUCUUUAAUUGGGCAAGCUUUGUUUCAACAAUUCUGGUAUUGAUUCUUUUGUCUGCAUCACUUGCAAUAGCUUCAAAUACUAAACCCGGGUCAUAUGAGAAGAUUUCUGUACGUGAAUUCUUUUUUAAUAUUUUUAAUUGUUUUAGAGGAAUUCUUGGACAGGGAAUUUAUGAAGAACCAGGAGUUUCUGUCAAAACAAAAAUCAUUUAUUCGCUGAUAUUUUUGUUGGGAAUUAUGAUAGUAACUUCAUACGAUGCAUUUCUUCAAUCUUUAAUGACUAAAUUACCAAGGGAAAAUAUUAUAAAAUCUUUCGACGAUCUAGAUUUGUCUGACCUCAAAGUUUGCAUUUAUAAAACUGACUUGAAUGCAUAUUUAGCUGAUAAUAAUCCCAGCAAACAAUUUUUAAAUUUAUUUAAUAGUGAAUCAAAUGUUGAAACUUUUAUAAAACUUCGUGAUAGUCUCAACACUAAAUAUGCCUAUGCAGUGAAUAGUGAAAAAUGGAUGAUUUAUAAAAAUCAACAAGAUUUCUAUGGCUAUCAAUUAUUUCGUUGGUCUAGUAAAUUGUGUCUUGUUAAAAAUGCACCAUCUUCAAUUGAAACACAAUCAAGUGGAUUGAUGGAUUAUUGGAGAAGAAGAGCCUUUUAUGAAUUAAUUGAUAUUGGAGGAAUAAAGAUGUUAAAUUUUAGUUAUGAAUCGGAUUUACAGCCACUGAAAGUUGGAGAUUUGAAAUGGAUUUGGAUAGCCUUGGGAAUAACUUAUAUGGUGUGUAUUUUGUGUUUUAUUGGAGAACUUGGUGUUUUCAAAUUGAAAAAUAGCUGAAUUUUUGCCAACUUAAAUUAUACCUAUUUCUGUUUGGCUUGCUAAGAGAUGGAACUAGUGUCGUUUAGAAUAAAAAUUGCACACAAAAUUUAGUAUACAAAUUUGGAUCUAUUAUUUUUCGACACUAAACUUGACAAUAUUUUGUUAAA